Felis catus (domestic cat) is the source of this 1499-nucleotide messenger RNA. RefSeq names its product RAB3A, member RAS oncogene family (gene RAB3A). Gene Ontology annotation, cellular component: endosome; axon; synaptic vesicle membrane. The transcript has 5 exons. Gene Ontology annotation, biological process: protein secretion; axonogenesis; regulation of synaptic vesicle fusion to presynaptic active zone membrane. The record is from RefSeq and is a predicted model, not a curated record. Bases 170 to 832 code for a protein of 220 amino acids. NCBI's taxonomy places the organism in Eukaryota, Metazoa, Chordata, Mammalia, Carnivora, Felidae. Gene Ontology annotation, molecular function: GTPase activity; GTP binding.
CCGCCUCACUCUUUGCAGGACGUCACCGCGGACUGCAGGGGCCUGAGCCGCUGCUGCCGCCGCCGCUGCCCCUGUCGCGCAGCCCCAUAUCAACUCACGGGGGCCCUGUUACCACAGCUGCCGAAAAGUCGCCAUCGCUAGGGUCACCACCGCAUCGGUGCAGGGCAAGAUGGCGUCCGCCACAGACUCACGCUAUGGGCAGAAGGAGUCCUCGGACCAGAACUUCGACUACAUGUUCAAGAUCCUCAUCAUUGGCAACAGCAGCGUGGGCAAGACGUCUUUCCUAUUCCGCUAUGCAGACGAUUCCUUCACGCCUGCUUUUGUCAGCACUGUGGGCAUAGACUUCAAGGUCAAGACCAUCUACCGCAACGACAAGAGGAUCAAGCUGCAGAUCUGGGACACAGCAGGGCAAGAGCGAUACCGGACCAUCACCACGGCCUACUACCGGGGUGCCAUGGGCUUUAUCCUCAUGUAUGACAUUACCAACGAGGAGUCCUUCAACGCCGUGCAGGACUGGUCGACCCAGAUCAAGACCUACUCAUGGGACAAUGCCCAGGUGCUGCUGGUGGGGAACAAGUGUGACAUGGAAGAUGAACGGGUGGUGUCGUCAGAACGUGGCCGGCAGUUGGCUGACCACCUUGGCUUUGAGUUCUUUGAGGCAAGCGCCAAGGACAACAUUAAUGUCAAGCAGACCUUUGAGCGCCUGGUGGACGUCAUCUGUGAGAAGAUGUCCGAGUCAUUGGACACGGCCGACCCUGCAGUCACGGGUGCCAAGCAGGGCCCACAGCUCACGGACCAGCAGGCGCCUCCGCACCAGGACUGCGCCUGCUGAGAGCUGCCCUGCCCCCACCCCCGCCCUCCCCACCCCCCCGGGCCUGAUCCAGCCCCCACUGGCCGAGGGCGCGAGACCUCUGCCCCCACUUGGCCCCUCACCCUUAUUUAUUAUUGUAGUUAUUUAUUUAUUUAUUGGAGAUGUCCUCCAGGGGCACGGGCUCCCUGCCCAUCCCACGUCCCACCCUGUACAUACAGCCCUGUCCCCACUCUGCCGUGGCGUGUCGUGGCCCUGUGAACUCACCGCUUCCCCUCCUCUCAAGACCCCACCUUUUUUAAAAUUCACCCCCCAUCGAGAAUUACUGGUUUUGAAGAGGGGGCCCGAUGACACCCCAGGGCAGGCUCAUUGGGUGAUGGGAGGUAGUCUGGUUGGCCAGCCUCUUGGCUGUGACUCGCUGGGCCAAGGCCACUCUGGGGGGGGUGGGGGUCUCAGCAUGGACCAUGGGGUGGAUCAGAGCCAGGCAGUGACCCACCUGGCUCCUCACCCCCAAAGUUUUACCCUUUUUUAGAGGUGAGGGCUGCUGUGGGUACUCGCCACCCUGGGACCCCCCCCCCCCCGGAAACACCAGACCUGCUCGGACGUCAUGAGUGUCAAACGUGCCCCUUGGAUCCCCAGGAGAUGUCAUGACCACACUGCACACACCCAAUAAAGUGAAUGGAUGACGCCA